AUGUCUAGUCCAGUGGAAGGACAGCAGCAGCAACCUCCUAAGGAGGAGCUCACCGAGAAGGAGCUUGCCAAGCUAGAGAAGAAGAGAGCCAAGGAAGAGGCUAAGCGACAAAAGGAGGAGGCCAAGGCCGCCCGUCUAGCUGAGGAGAAGCGCCGUUUGGAAGGUCCUGAUGUACCCUACUCAGAGGUGGUCACUGGUGACCAGAAAUUCGGCCAUACUUUUAUCCAAUCUCAAGUGAAGUCCCUCGGGCGUAAGUUCACUAAGCUCGAGCGCGAUAUUGCUCACUACGAGAAGUUGGGUGAGACCAAGCGUGUUGAGGAGAUUAAGGAGCAUUUGGCCACUGUGGUGAAGCACGAGGAGGAUGAGGAUAUAGGUACCAGUGAUGAGAAGUUACUUGGAAGGAUCAUGCAUGACCUUUAUAAUACUGAUUUCUACAUCAUCGAUAAGUUCCCCGCAUCCGUUCGUCCCUUCUACACCAUGCCUGAUCCCGUCGACCCUAAGUGGACGAACUCAUACGAUAUUUUCAUUCGUGGUGAGGAGGUCACCUCGGGAGCUCAGCGUAUUCAUGAUGCUGAUAUGCUGGCUGAGAAGGCCCAGCGUCUCGGUGUGGAGUUGUCGACCAUUCAGCCCUACGUUGAUGCUUUCAAGUACGGUUCUUACCCCCACGCUGGAGCAGGUGUUGGUCUUGAACGUGUGGUGAUGCUCUUCCUCGGUCUACCUAAUAUCCGUCUCGUAUCGAUGUUCCCUAGGGAUCCUAAGCGCCUUACUCCUUAA
Perkinsus marinus ATCC 50983 is the source of this 774-nucleotide messenger RNA. RefSeq names its product aspartyl-tRNA synthetase, putative. Gene Ontology annotation, biological process: aspartyl-tRNA aminoacylation. Gene Ontology annotation, molecular function: ATP binding; aspartate-tRNA ligase activity; RNA binding. Bases 1 to 774 code for a protein of 257 amino acids. Lineage: Eukaryota; Perkinsozoa; Perkinsida; Perkinsidae. Gene Ontology annotation, cellular component: cytoplasm; cytosol; aminoacyl-tRNA synthetase multienzyme complex. The record is from RefSeq and is a predicted model, not a curated record. The transcript has 4 exons.